Drosophila takahashii is the source of this 686-nucleotide messenger RNA. RefSeq lists its product as uncharacterized. NCBI's taxonomy places the organism in Eukaryota, Metazoa, Arthropoda, Insecta, Diptera, Drosophilidae. The record is from RefSeq and is a predicted model, not a curated record.
UUAAACUUAGAUCGAUGCCUUGUUGUUCACGAUGGCGACGGAAUACGGAAGGCGCAUUAAUUGCGAAUGAGCUGAAGCUCAGCGUAGUCAGUGUACUUCCGGUUCCGCCCUACGUUUGGCUGCUCUGCGCCCUCUGCAUCCUGAUAAUCUUCCCCUGCCUGCCGAUCAGGCGCCUCCGUAAACUGAUCGUUUGGUCAUUGGUCAUCUUGAUUGUGUGGUUCGUAACUCUGACUGGAGCGUGCUAUGUGGGGCUCUACGACGUCACCGAAUUGGUGGUCUACAUGGCGGUAAUGAUCGUAUUGAUGAUCUCACUGCUGAUCUGCGGAGCCAAUUGCCGGAAGCCGUGUCUUCCAAACGUCCUUUUCAGUGGAGUGAUUGUGGCCCUCUGUUUGGCGGCCCUUUUUCCGCUGGGCAUCCUGUCGCUGCUCUCCCACCGCUACUACUUCGUCGGCUUCUCCGGAGCCCUGUUCAUCCUAGGUCUCACCAUAGUGCCCCUGCAAGCCCAGUUCAUCCACGGGCGCCUGCGGUACGUGCCACUGGGUCUCGAACCGAUCUGCUCCCUGGGAAUCUUCAUUGACGCAUGGAUCUUGGUGUUCUGCUUGUGCGUCUUCGGUUGUACAAUUGAAAUAGAAAUUAUUGGCGGAACUCCAGAGCAUUUAGGCGCCUUGUCUACCAUUCCUAAGUAA